AUGGAGGGGCAUGACAUUCCUCUUGGCACUCUCAAGCAGUGUCUCCAGUUUUUGACGGGGUUUUAUGAGCGGCGGGGAAAGCUCAAGUUAGACGGAGUACUAGGUGAACUAGAGGGGCGUAUUGGAGACAAAUAUGCUAAUUUUAACAAACAAAAUUUUGAACGAGAAUUCAAAGCAUGGAUAGACCACGUAUCAAUCUUUUAUAUAAAAUUGACAACUUCCCGUGUCAGAAUUGCGGGCUCAAUUGAUCUUUCUAGGUAUUCAGCAAAACAGCUUCUCGAUGCGCUCCUGGAAUGCAUUCCCAAGUUCCUCGCCGCGAUGUACCAUUUAUGGUACCGCGUGGAUAAAUGGUUCGAAGCAGUGGGCGGGGGGGAUUGGAGGGAUAAUUGGCCUGGGGUAGAUGGGUACGUAUACUGGUGGUCGUACUCUAGAGGUGAUUCUUGGGGAGGUGAGCUUCAGCGUUAUCUCACGACGAAGCCAGGCGAUAAGCUGCGCGGUGAUCCCAACGGUGUCGUGCCGGGAGGCUUCGAUGCAAAUGAUCUGAAAGUGGGGUGGUACUACUAUUCUGACGAGAGUUAUACCCGGGGCAGAGAUAUGGUAGAGGACAUUACACGAAUCAUAAACAAGCGUUCUAAGAACUAUAAUUUUUUCCGCGACGUCUUCGUCACUUCAGUGUUUCACAACACUGCAGGCACACAGCCCGUGAACAUAGCUAACGCUGUUGGUUUAGUGGGAGUAUUUUGCGAGAUUGUGGCUGAGGAGGCAAAGAAAGAUAAAGAAGGCGGACAGUUAAUACAAGCAUUGAAUGAAGAUUUAAAAAAGCAAUCAGGAUUUCAAGGGAGAUCCAUAAAUUGGGGUGAAUUGAAAAAGCAUUGCGCCAGACUUAAAAAUUCCCUAAUAGACAAAUUGUUCAACGAUCGAUACUUUAACCACACUGGCCAAUCUCCGGAUAUUAACAAUCUCAAUCAGACGGAAUUCGCAAAAAAGACGGCGCAGUGGUUUAGGGACAGAUUGUUGACAGUGCGGCAGAACUUGAGGAAAAGUUACCGUUUUGAUUACACUUCCAGAGCGGUUCCGCUUAACUUUUUUGCCUCCAAAUUUCUUUUCCCUCACGGAUUCAUAUUUGGUAAGCAUGGCUAUGGAACGCUGGGGGACGAUCGGCAUACUUUGAAGAAGGAUUGGCCUAUUGUCAUAGAUAUGCUGGGCAGAAAUGGUGACGGCUUGGCGGAGUUGAAAAGGAUUUUGGAGGGUGAGAAGUGUCCUCCCCCGGCUCCGCCUCCAAAACCACGACCUAGGCCGGCGCCUGCGCCAAGGCCUUCGAGGCCUGGCAGACCUGCACCACCAGGGACUUCCAGAACUUCGACCACGAGGCAGUCCGGUCCAAGGCCUUUUGGAAGUCGGUCGUCUGUUGGGAGCCAUGUUUCUGGUGCUAGAGGAGGAGGCGCAAGAGGGACGGGGACUAACCAUAGAGGAGGGGGAUCGGGGGCUCAGGGAAGUAGAGGACGAGGCGCAGGGCCUGGAGGUACUUCAGGUGCUAAGAGCACACAGAAGACAAGAGCUCCAGGGCGUCCGAUGUCUAGUAACCCCCAACCCUCACAAUCUCAAAAUGAUCCCCAGCAUCAUUCCCAACAACCUCCUCUUGCCUCCAGUGCUCCUGGAGGCGAUGGCCCCCCGGAUAAGUCAGGGGGCCCGGGUCCAAUUUCAACAGACAGUGUUACUCCAGGUACACGGACUACUUCAUCUCCACAAGAUGUUCUUACUCAGACUCCGAGUGUCUCAGGUUCAAACACUGGGUCAGAUGGUGGUGGAGGGGCCAAGCAAGGCGGUGGUCAAGAGACAACUCAAGAUGUAAGCGGUGUCACUACAACGUCGGGUGACACGGCGGCUGGUGGAGGUGGAGGGGGUAGAGAUCCGCAGUCUCAAGUUAUUGAUAAAAAGGAUUCACAAAACUGUCCUGCGGGUGCUACAGAAGUUACCGCAGUUAAUUCUCAAGGUUACAUUUGCUGGCCGCCGCCACCGUCCAUGAAAACUCCUGCCAGAAUCAUACCUUAUGACCAGAGGCCUUCGUCUUUGAUCUUGAAAAAACUGAAUGACCAAGAGUCAAACGCCCUAAAAGAAGAAGAAAAGGAGAAGCACAAACAGCAUGCCAUAAAUGUCGCUUUUGCCAACUCUUUCAACGGGUCGAAAAUAACUCCUCCGGACCCAAUUGAAUACUACUACGGCGGGCUGACAGGGAAUGUUGUGAGAGAUGACUCAGGCGUUAUACGGCAAAAAUCAUUUCUUGAAAAGUCUUUAGAUGCCAGUAAACAAAUAUUCGAGGAGAGCAAAUCAAAACUUCAGGCGCUGGAUAAUGAUAGAAAGCGUUCGAUGUAUUUUGGCGGCGGUGGUGUCGACAUUAGGAUUCCAAAUAAACCGCUUAAUGUGUCCUUUGAAAUCACAAAGCCUCUAGACCGUAAUGCAGACAAAUUUCCGGAUCCAUUACUGACCGCUCUUCACGAUCCAGAAGAAUUCGGCCUUGGAGGGGAAGAAGUGUACGCUGAGGAUUAUCCACUUGUGUCUGGUGUUGGAGGGGAACCAGUAGUGGGAGACCCUAAUAUCUCGCAAAAAGAGAACCACAUCGCAGGAAUUCAGGAUCUCCGCCAAAAAUUAUACGAAAAACAAAAGGUGGAGGUUGAAAAGCUUAAUAGGGUGCUAGAAGAGGGAGAAGAGAAGAGAAAGGAAGCUGAAGCACAAUAUGCAUUCGACCAGUUUAAAGGUAAAAAUGAUUUUCUUAAAGAUCUUUGGAAAGUUGAAGAUUUCAGAAUCUCUGGUCCGCCGUCGCCCCAAACUGAUGAACAAAAAAUUGAUCUCCGCAUCGACGUCCCCAAGCCCAUUCUUCAAGACCCUGUCCACGACUUUGACUUCGAUGAAGACUCGACGCAUAUAAAUGAUGAUGCACUGUCCAACAGUGUCGCUCCAUACAAACCUGCCAUCUCAUUAAAUGUUCUACCUCCAAAGGCCAAGCAGUUACCGCCGCCAACAACAGACUUCGACAGAAGUAAAAUAAAUCGACAAACUCUACCAAUGUGUAUACCGGAUUGGUCUACUAAGACGCCAACACAUGACGCCACCGACAUCCCCGAGACGGAGCUGUUCCCCUCCGAGGCGCCGCGUACAGUCAGGGAGAUGCUUGUUUGGAUGGCCGGACUGCGACACCCGAGGCACCAAGAGACUCUGAAACUGUGUAUUACUAACGCUUUCAAGCGCGGCGAUGAUGACCCUUCAGAUCUCCGACUCUCAGUCAACAAUUCUGAAAUUACCCCUCAACAAGUUUUUCAGAUCUUAAAACUUGCCGCCGUGUUCGCGUCUUCAGUGCUCAAUUCCAUCGCGCCUAAGUGGAGGAUGGCGGUGCCGUCUGUAACUUCAGCGUCUAAGGACCCUGAUUGCUGCGCCCUCCUCUGCCAGCUGCGGGACUACGUCUACGCCUGCUGCCACCAGUUGGCGUUCUUAAAGUCGCAGUGUUCUCGGGAUCAACUCAAUGGUGGCUGGCAGGAUUGUCGUUAUGGCAGCAAUGUAUCAUCUCCCAAGUCCCCUCUCCAGGUCUUCCUAACUGACGCCCCUGCCUCCAAGUUCAAGACAGAUCCCUUCGACCCGUGUGACAUCUGCCUCAAGAGCCGCGUCAACAUGGGAUUCACAAAGGAGGAUCUGCCUGAGAAAUUGGAAACUGGCAAGCAUAUUUCCACCAUCCUCAGUCCCACCUGCGGCGGCGAGGACCCUUUGUUGACGCUGUCCUCCUACCUCAACUGCCUCACCAGGCGGACGCCGCGCACCACCGGGGAGCUUGUCUCAUUCUUCCACAAUUUCGGGAAUUCACUGCACAAGCCUCCAUCAGAGUUGUCUCCACUGGGCUCCGCCCUCUCCAAACGACAUGACGACUGCCCUGACUGGGAUUGUCUCAAGGACGCCGACCUCCAAGUCAUCAAGUACGUCCGGGGCUCCGACACUCUCAACUCCAACCACGACAAGGACCAUCCCAACACCCUGUCCACGCUGCUUGGCUGCAACAUCACCAAUGCCAACUGCACACAACUCAUGAAGCCCAUCACCUACCGGGCCUACGCCCUGUACUCUUCCAGCUUCGUCCACGACUACCUCAGCUGGACGGUGUAUCUACCAGACAGACUGUGGGAGUCACUGCUCAAGUUGCACUGCGAUCUCGAGAAGCUUCAAUGUCACGACUCCAAGGCCAAGCCUCUCCACCAGUGUGACAAGGCCCUGCCGCUCCUCUACAAGCACGGCAUCACCCCGCCGGACGGGACACUACAAUCACGAAUCUCCUGUUCCAAGGUCAUCACCAAGCUUGAGGCAGUGGUUGCAGGUGGGCCUAUCGCAAGGCUUAUGACCGCCAUGGACACAUUCCUCUACGGCAUCCGAGCACCGUUCCUCUACACCAUCACAGCACUCUGGCUCAUCGCCACGCUCUACAUCGCCCACUCGCUACUCUACCGCAUGGACGUCCUGCGCAUCCGCUCCCACCUCCUCACCACCAGGGCCUCCCACCUCAUCGACGUCAAGGCUUUGCUCGCAGGCAGCCGCAGGAUGCUCUCGCUCUACAAGGACGUCGACUACUUCGACGAUGACUUUCACUCAUGA
This is a messenger RNA of Babesia ovata, 4632 nucleotides long. Its product is annotated as Ribosome-binding protein 1. NCBI's taxonomy places the organism in Eukaryota, Apicomplexa, Aconoidasida, Piroplasmida, Babesiidae. The record is from RefSeq and is a predicted model, not a curated record. The transcript has a single exon. The coding region runs from base 1 to 4632 and encodes 1543 amino acids.